Homarus americanus (American lobster) is the source of this 3348-nucleotide messenger RNA. Its product is annotated as PEST proteolytic signal-containing nuclear protein-like. Gene Ontology annotation, cellular component: nucleus. The record is from RefSeq and is a predicted model, not a curated record. The transcript is spliced from 4 exons. The coding region runs from base 104 to 589 and encodes 161 amino acids. Lineage: Eukaryota; Metazoa; Arthropoda; Malacostraca; Decapoda; Nephropidae. Gene Ontology annotation, biological process: protein ubiquitination; proteasome-mediated ubiquitin-dependent protein catabolic process.
GAGAAAAAUCGGACAUUAGUCGAUACUUGGUGGGGUCGCCGCGCGCAGAGGAGUGUCGGCGUCGUCCCUAAUUUAUGAGCUUCGCUUCUUCUUUUUAGGCAAAAUGAGUAGGCGAGAAGAGACGUCACUGGAGGAGCGGUCAACUGCCACCAAGCGUCCGGCGGCUGAUGGGGAAGGGGGGGAGGAAGAGCCUAAGAAAAAAAUAAGUUUUGGGCUCGGCAAACUCCAAGAGAGAGGCUCAGUGGGAAUCUCUCUGUCGACCAAGAAAGCCGUUGGUGGCAUCUCCAUCAAACUCGGCCAGACGCAGCAGCAAAAGCCAGCUAACCAGACAGGUGUAUUAACAGUAAAGCCAAAGGUUGGGUCAGCUGCAUCAGUGUUUGGUGGAGAAGAAGAUGAGGAUGAUCAGGAAGAGAUGCCUCCAGAAGCCAAAAUGAGAAUGAAGAAUAUAGGAAGGGACACGCCCACCUCAGCUGGCCCUAACAGCUUUGGCAAAACUCGGAUGGGCUUCUGUGAUUCCAAGAAGAUUUACGAGAAACAACUUAAAGAUGUACAGGAUAAACCUAACAAAUUAGAACAAGAUGGGUUGUAGAUUUUUUGAAUUCAUUAUUUAGACCAACCACUUGUGAGGGAUGGUGCAAUGAAAGAAAUUAUUGUUUAUCAUCGCUGAGUAUUUUGUUUUAUAUAAAACAGGCGUCUUUGUCCUUUCUUAAUUUGUUUCUGGACAGUUUUGUGUUUUAUAAAAGAAUACAAUGUUUAAAUUUUUAACAGUGAUCAGCUUUUGUUUAUGUUGAAAAGUAGUUGUGAACUACUGUGGAUAUUAUUGAAAACGUAUAGCCCAUUUUUGCACCUGAUGGUACAUUCAGGGCUUGCCAGCUAUUGUAUGGCAGAUAAGAUUGAUAUUUGCUGCCAGGCAGAUGUCACUGUUAAGGCAGCAUUGUAAGAACAUUUUGUAUGUAUUAUUUAGACUUGUCCUUAAAUAAUUCACACUGUGAAAGCCCACGGCAAGUGACAGAUUCCAGUUCAGUACUGUGUACUUUAUAUGAUAUAUGCAAAAUUCAUGUCUCAGUUGUUAAUUGUUGUUGUUUGAAACAGUUGCAUCAUUUUCAUUUAAAUUGUGUCACUUAUAUAAUGGCCAGUUGCACUUACUUGAUGUCUCUUGUAAUGUGCUCAUAAGCCAUUGGUUUAGACUCAGUACUGUAGCCAUGACAUUAAUGGCUAGAACCAUAAUAAUUAGCCUAUCCUCCCCUUCCACAUUCAUUACCCUGAAAGGGAGAGUAAAAGCACAGAUAUUUCCCUCCAGUAAACUAGGGGGGCUGAUAAACACAGUUUUCAGGUUUUGUCACCAAUUUAUUGCUGGCCACACAUUCUUUUGAGCAGGUGGUCUUGCUGACUGUUCCUCUUAAGAGUUUGAGAUAAGUGCAUCACCCCAGUUUUUUAGGACUAUUUAAGGUGUUGUCGAGAACCACACUGUCCGUAAUGUUAAUACUUAGCCAAAGCUUUCUUUAUUUAAUGUUAUGUACAUUAAUUACAGCUUUCUAAUGAUCCAAUAUGAAUACAACUCCUGAGCCAGUUAGGAACCACCAACACUCGCUUUGAGUCAAGGUGGUUUCACAAAGAGUGCCUGGAUGAAAGUGAGACGCCUAACUAGGUCAGAACGUAUUCAAGUCUCAGGCUGGACAUAGGAAGUUGUUUCACAUAAUUCAUUGCCAUGUCAGGGCUGUGCAUUCCUGUCUUAUUAUUACUGAGUUGAACAAUGAUAAAACAUUAAAUCAUAAUACUGAAUAUAGUCUUCAUAUUCACUCUGCCAGACUGAUGAACCCAGAGCCUUGCAUCUAGCCCUUUAGUUCUGUCUGCAAAGAGGCAUCUCGUCCUUGGUUCACAUAUUUGAACUUAUUGGAUGAGGAGACUUAAACUGAUGAGCUAUGUGGGGUCGACAAGCUAGUAAGAUUAGUAUUCCUUAUUCUUGUUCCUGACUAGAAAUUGUUUAUAAAGUAAGGUUAACUUCCCUCAAGGUGUGCAGUGUAACAGUAGCUGUUUGAAUAUGAAGUACCACCACCUCCUUUUGCUUCAUUUACUUGAGCUAGCUAGUGAGGAGUGUCUGGUCUUGAAUGAAGAUGAAGGAUUGGCUAUUACAGUAUAGUUGAGCUUGGAACUUGUCUUCUUGUGAACUCUCCCUCCUCUCGUGGCAGUCAGUCAGGAAACAAUUGGGGCAAUAAUGUCACAUGCUCACUGGGCCUUCUGCCUCCCUCUGGUUUGCUGUAGGUAAACCCUUUGUUUCUACUUUACCCGUCGGAGUGAUGGAUGCUGGAGGGGAGGACAGACUAUCGUAAGAUGAAUCCCGCCUCUUGUUCUAGACCAAUGGCUUGAGUUAUAUAUAAACCAACUUGUUCCAGGUUCAGCCAUAAAAUGGAAUUUCAGGAUCGAUCCUUCAUAAAGUUUAUUAUAAUUAUUCUAACAGUGACUGUUGUGUUGCAGUCCAUCUGGUCUUGGAUUUUCUCGAUACAUAAAUAUGGAAAAUACAGUUUGUAAUGAAAGUAAAUAUUUGGCAUUUGUAAUUUCAUCCUUUGAGAAACAACAAUAAUAAUUAUUUUCCUUUUACUGUAAUUGUAAUCUGAAGAAAAUGUUGCUGGGGACCAAAUGAAAAUUGUUAUAUUUGUUUAGUAUUUGCGGUGCCGUACCAGCAAUGGUCAACUCCCGCACAAAGUUUCCAAUAUUUACACCCAGAAUGAAAACAGCAAUUAAUAACCAGAAAGGAAGUGUGACAUUAUCAGCUACCAGAUAAGGUUAUACAACAGUAAUGUAUUCCAUCAGUCAAAAUUUUCCUUGAACUUAUUUCUUUCUGUGGCAGAACGUCGAAACGGCCGAGGAGUCGUUUAGAGAUACCGUACCUUAUAUUAUAAAGUCUUGUACAUUUGUAAUUAAAUCACACAUUUUCAUCCAAAUUGUUGCAUAAAUAACUUAGUAGUGUACAGCAUCUUGAGUUAUAAACAACCCUUUAUGUGGGGAGAGAAUUCCACGUUCUUCAUAUCAAUGUUUGGACGAUAAAAACCUAAGAUAUAGGAUUUAUAUUUAAUGGUUCUAACUAAAAUUAAGAAACAUUAAUUCCAGAAAUGUUUUUAAAUGUAUUGAUAUAAAUGUGUUGACAUUUUAUAAUUUACACUGAAAUAUUAAAUGUAUUGAAGUAUAUUUUUAUUAAUAGAAAAUGUGUCAGUUUUCUUUGGUAAGCAUUAAGCAUUUGUCCAUUGUUUAUAAUAAAUUGUUCAGUUGGUAUUGUUGUAACCAUAUAAUAACAAGCUAUGACAUGAGUGAUAAAAUCUGUACUGUUAUUACAAUAAAAGAUCUCCUUUA